Messenger RNA from Anopheles darlingi, 837 nucleotides. Its product is annotated as peritrophin-1-like. Lineage: Eukaryota; Metazoa; Arthropoda; Insecta; Diptera; Culicidae. Gene Ontology annotation, molecular function: chitin binding. Gene Ontology annotation, cellular component: extracellular region. The record is from RefSeq and is a predicted model, not a curated record. The transcript has a single exon. Bases 10 to 630 code for a protein of 206 amino acids.
CGCUCCAAGAUGAACAAAAAACUGUGCAUUCUGAUCGUGCUAGCCGUUCUCUGCUCGGCAGUUUACGCUGGUAAGGACAGCAAAGAAAAAUCAAAGGAAAAGUCCAACGAAUCGAAGGAAAAUAAGUCUAAGGAGCCGGGCGAGAAAUCGAACGAAAGUUCGUCGAGUGAAGUGACGGAUACGCCAGACAGUACGACCAUCGCACCGGCUACCGAGGAUCGUUGCGUGGGACAGCAGGACGGAACAGUACUGGCCUCGCUGACCACCUGCUCGAACUUUGUCACUUGUCAAGGAGAGGUGGAAACCCCGGAAAUCCCAUGCGUACCGAGUGGCACCAUCUUUGAUGCGAGUCGCGGAGUGUGUGACUAUGAAACGAACGUUGUGUGUACGAUCGAUGAGGCUACUGAGGUCCCCACUACGGAAGCUGCGAUCGCUGCUCCUGAGCCAUCGUCGGAACAGUUGAAGGGCUUGUGCAAGGGUGUCAUCAUCGACAUGAUCCCACAUCCAGGCAACUGCGGCAAGUUCGUCAUCUGUGUUUUGGGAAAGCCUAGCAUCCAGUCUUGCGGCAAGAGCCAAGUGUUCUACUCUGACCUGAAGGUGUGUGCGUUUGGAGACCCGAAGAAGUGUUAAUUUAGGGGAGCGUUGGUUUCCAUCUUUAUGUUGUUGACUGAAAUAAACAUGUCCCUAAACCAGAGGAUGUUCGAAUUGAGUUUUGUAAGAUAUUUAUGUUAAUUAAAUUGUUGAACUGGCAUUUAAAAAAACUUCUUAAAGUGUCCCAGACGCCUGUCCUAGUGAUAUAAAACAUUUCGAUAUUGUUUAUGCUUGGGGAUUAGAAAA